CCUGCUCCAUCUUCAUCCCACCAACUUUCGAAAUUAAUUCGCAUAGGCCAGUAUGACCUCUCUCAAAGCCAAGUCAUAACAAGGCAGCAACACCACCACCUCUGGUAUUUCCGCCGCGAGCAAGACCUCGCCCACCACGCAUUCCCAGUCACAAACACCUCAGAAAGCCGACGUUGCCAGGCACGAGGCGAGAUCAAAGGAGACGGUGAAACAAUACACAUAGAUGAAGGUCGGAAAACUGGAAGAGAAGAACACAAGACUCGAAGAGGCCGCCGCCAAGAAAAUCCAAGUCGAGAAGGCGGCUGAUGAAAGCCGUCCUGCGGACGCCGGUCUCAACAUGAGUAAACAGAUCAUCAGCAAGCCCCAGACAACGACAACUCCCGCGAAGUCCAUGGCCGACAACGCCCGCACACUGGACAAUAAAGAAUCCAAGCCAGCGUCUGGUACCAUCUGGGAUAAAUUUAUCACUGACGAGCCUCCAUUCCCACUCACCGAGAUCAUCGCCUUGAAGCCCUCUUCGUAUUUUGCCAAUUUCUACGCUUACUCCAGACGUAACGGCAGGGCCGGCAUGAUCAAGACGGACUUGAUCCAGGACAUUCUGAAAAACAGCUCAAAGGUCUUUUUUCAUGACGCAGAAAUGAUGUCUCUCAUUCACAUUCAGCCAAAGAUGUGCAAGGACAAGGCCACCGCAGGGAGGGAGGAGUCAGAGCAUACCCCACAACAAGGCGCAACAGACAGCGACAAGAUGACCGAGAACGAAGUCACCAGGCAGAAAUUCGAGCAAGUCUGCGAUGAGCUUCAGACCCACAUCGAUGACAUGGAGACCGAGUCGAGCGCGGAGUCAAAGAUGCAGCAGAACAGGCUCUGCAUCGGGGCACUUACAACUGUGCCAGAGAAGGCUAAAGAGCUGGGCGAACGCUCCCACGUGCAACAAGACGGCAAGGGGGCUGCGGUGGUGACUUCGCCGUCGCCAUCCACGCUAUAUUCGACCGACCGCAGGAUCAAGAAGAGGCACACGAAUAAGAACCCAUCUUCUCCCGUGAUCGAGGCCAAGAGCUUGUUGGAUGUCAACAUCGAUGAGUUUGAGUCGGCCGAGGAAAGAUCUGCGAAAAAACAUAGACGAUUCAAACAACUGUGGCAGCAGGAGUGGAAGCAGGAAGCCCGAGAGCUUGCCGACUGUGAUGAACAGGGGUCAAUGUCAUUCUCGGAGGCAGCCAAGGCGGCAGCACGGUACUACUCGUUGACCAGUGCAUACGAAAAGCCUCUUUAG
Diaporthe batatas is the source of this 1270-nucleotide messenger RNA. RefSeq lists its product as uncharacterized. Bases 224 to 1270 code for a protein of 348 amino acids. The transcript has 2 exons. The record is from RefSeq and is a predicted model, not a curated record. NCBI's taxonomy places the organism in Eukaryota, Fungi, Ascomycota, Sordariomycetes, Diaporthales, Diaporthaceae.